AUGGCAGAUUACUUUGAACGUGAAGCACUUAGAAAACGCAAAAGUAGAGAAAAUGAAACACCUGAACAGCGCGAGAAACGGCGUGCAUGUGAUCGUGAAAAUAAAAGUAAAAAAAUGGCUAAUGAAACUGCAGAACAACGAAGAGCGCAAGCUGUGGAUGAGCGCCCUAACGAAUAUCAAGAAAUGUUUGUAUUAGAAUCAUUGCGUUGUUCAUGUCUAAUGAGUUUAAUUCAAACCAAUAAUAAUAGGAUGCCUUCAUCAUCACUUCCCGAAUAUGAUCGAGAACUUUUGCAAAAAUUUUGA
This is a messenger RNA of Cetraspora pellucida, 303 nucleotides long. The record is from the annotation of a GenBank genome assembly. NCBI's taxonomy places the organism in Eukaryota, Fungi, Glomeromycota, Glomeromycetes, Diversisporales, Gigasporaceae.